Molecule: messenger RNA, 1404 nt
Organism: Pelobates fuscus (common spadefoot toad)
Lineage: Eukaryota; Metazoa; Chordata; Amphibia; Anura; Pelobatidae
Gene: UBXN2A
Product: UBX domain protein 2A
Exons: 7
Coding region: 82-870 (262 amino acids)
Biological process (GO): membrane fusion; proteasome-mediated ubiquitin-dependent protein catabolic process; Golgi organization
Cellular component (GO): cytosol; nucleus
Molecular function (GO): ubiquitin binding
Source: RefSeq, a predicted model, not a curated record
AAAUAUUCCUGUCUGUACGAGCAACUGUACAACACAGACAUCUGCGCAAUGGUUUAAUAAGCUGGAGAAGUGGAGAGGAUAAUGGUACAAGGAAGAACCGGUCCAACAAUGAGGGAAGCUGGCAGAAGAGACGUUAUGAAGUCCCAUGAGAGGAUGUCCAGAUCGGGGGGCAGGGGCAUUGAACGCAAACGUUGCGAUUCGUUUAUCAACAGCCUCUUUGAAGAAGCAGAAGAUGGUGGCGGACUAAAUGCCUCUCCAGAAGAUGUUGAGAGUCAUGUAGAUGUUGUUAUCAAAAUGUGGAAAAACGGCUUCACUAUCAAUGAUGGCCAACUCAGGGACUACGGAGAUUCUGCAAAUCGCCAGUUCAUGGAUGCUAUGCGGAAAGGGGAGUUGCCCACUGAGCUGCAGAGAACAUUUGAGAAAGAAGAGUUAGCUGUAAAUGUUGAGGACAGGAAAACUGAAGACUACUCUUUAUGGAAGCUGCAAGUUAAUCCAUUCUCUGGUCUGGGUCACAGACUUGGAAGUGCCACUCCCAAGAUCAUCACCAAAGAGUUUAAUGGCUUGGAAAAUGGGGAUAUUCUGCCAUCUGUCGAAGUGAAUGAAUUGGAGCCUUUGACCAGCCUAAAGAUUUGGUUGGCAGAUGGAAAGCAGAUUGUGCAGAGGUUCAACACAUCUCAUAGGAUCAGUGAUGUACGGGAUUUUCUCGAGAGACUUCCCCGUAAGCCCGGGAACGCGGCUUUCACGCUGGCAACCUCCUUCCCUUUACGUGAGCUGUUGGAUGAGGCCAUGACUCUCCAGGAGGCAUGCCUGCACAACAGCGUUCUGGUGCAGAAACUACAAAAUAACACAGAGCCUUUCAGAGACUCCUAGCUUUCUGCAAAAUGCUGAACUUGAAACCAUGUAGCAGACGGCGAUUUGAGCCUUGGAGUUCCAGUAUAUGUUGCGCUUAUUUAAUUUUGUCAAUAUGAAAAAGCACUGUGAAUGGACUUGUAGUAUCCCAUUAGAUUAGUAGCACGCCUUCUUUGUGUUUUUGGAGGCAUGUGUGAAGGGAUUGAAACUUGCAAUACUGCCUUAGAUAAACUCCGAGAGCUCUGGUGAGUGCAGUGGGGUGCAUUCCUAAGACAUUGUAACAGCCAAUUAAAUUGCCUCUUGGAGAUUUUGCUCAGGACCCCCUUUUCUUUUCUAAAUGAUGUUUUUUUUUGAAAGCCCCCUUUUCAAGCCUUUCUGACUAUUGCUAUUUGCAGUGAUGUCUGGGUAUUUUAUGGCACUGACUACUUAGUUCUGUAGUUUUUUACAUUUUUUUCCACUUGUUUUACUAGUGGGAAGAAAAUAAGAAAGAGGUUCCUUUAAAUCUCCCUGUAUCUUGUCUUUCAUCUACUCCUCCCACUCCCUAAAAAAGGAACA